Molecule: messenger RNA, 2494 nt
Organism: Penaeus indicus
Lineage: Eukaryota; Metazoa; Arthropoda; Malacostraca; Decapoda; Penaeidae
Gene: Mettl4
Product: N(6)-adenine-specific methyltransferase METTL4-like
Exons: 9
Coding region: 372-1433 (353 amino acids)
Biological process (GO): methylation
Cellular component (GO): nucleus
Molecular function (GO): nucleic acid binding; methyltransferase activity
Source: RefSeq, a predicted model, not a curated record
CACGGAAGAUAUGAUAAUCCCUCAUCCAGGAGAGAGUCAUGGUACACUCAAACAAUUGGACCAUUGAAACCCCAAAUAACAAAGCGUUAAAGAACGAAAAUGUCACUGAAAUAAACCUAGUCAGCACUGAAACGAACAGUCCGAGGAGUUUCAGCCGGUAAUGAAUAACAACAUUGAAGCCAACAUAUAUAUUGCAAAGUUGGAAAGAGGCUGAGUGGCAAGUGUGUAUUGACAGAUAGCUGGGUCCAAGACAGAGUAGUGCACAUAACAUUAUGCUGGCACCUGUUGAACUUUACUGUCUAAUGUACUUUUAGGACUCCAUAUAUAUUGUGUCACUCUGGUAAUUUACAGGGAAUUCAAACCUCGCUAAAAUGUCAAUUAUAUAUGCUGGAGCUGAGAGUGUGAUAUUAGACCAUGAGAUGUGGAUGCUGCACCUCUAUUCCUUGAGAGGGGAAGGUGACCAUUCAGCAAAUAAAAAAAAGAAGUUUCAGACGUUGUUUGACCUUCGAACUCCAUUUCUUAUGGAUGGGCAAGCUGAGAAAAUUGCUACUCAGUUAGAAGGAAAGGAAAUUAAGUCAAGAAAAAGAAAAAGAGAGCACAAUAUGAUGCCUCCUCAAGAUAACCAUGAGGAAAAACACAUCCAAGAAGUGUUUGCAGCCCUUCGCUUAAGGCCUGAAUAUAAGGAGGCUUUUUGCUAUGUCCCGAGCAGUGACGACUUCAGGAGAAACAACAGUUUGAUACGUGAAAUGAGGAAAAGAUUUACAGAAAUCUCAAACAUCAUGCUCCCAGUCCUUGACAAAUCGCACAAGAAUUUAAACAUCGGAGUCCAGGAAAUAGAAAACAACAAGUUCCUACUUCCGCCAAAUGUCCGGUAUAUUUGCGAUGAUGUUCGGAAUCUACUGUCACAUGUGUCAGGAAAUCAAUUUGACAUCAUUGUGAUGGACCCGCCAUGGCAAAAUAAAUAUGUAAAGAGACGUUGCCUAGCUCAUGGAAAUCAUCAUGGGUAUGAUAUGAUGCCAGUCAGUGACAUUCUUGCUCUACCUGUGAGUAAGAUCCUGAGUCCAAAGGCCUUGGUGGUCAUCUGGUGCACUAAUAAUGCCAGUAUUAUGGAGGAGUUUGUUCAAGGGCUGCACAGGUGGGGUGUUCACUUGGUGGCGACCUGGUACUGGUUAAAGGUUACCAGAGGUGGGGAGCCUGUGACACCCUUUGUUGCCAGUCAUGGUAAACGGCCAUAUGAACGCCUACUGAUUGCAAGCACCUGUGAGAAAGAUAAAGACCGAAUUCCAGAUGGAUUAGUAAUAUGCAGUGUUCCCAGUGGAAUCCACUCCCACAAACCACCAUUAGAUGCGCCAUUGUCAAUGCCUGGGCCGUCCACUGUGCCCUGGGAUCAGAGGAAACUCAGAAGGCCUUCCGAGUUGGCCUCUCAGGGGUAGUUCAAGGAAGGGGCUGACUCUGCGAGGACUCUGAGUACAUCUCCGGUAGUGAGCCAUGCACUUCGUGUUCGCCGGCAUACAGUGUCCGAGAUUCCUGGAGGUUUAUACACAUACAGGUGCUUUGAGAAAUGGCACGCUGCCUUGUAAAAAGUGGCGCACCAAAAAAUAAAUAUUUUGUUUUUUAUAAAAUCUAUGAUUACCCCUCAUGAUAUGUUAGUAAAUGUUACUGAGAGUAACACACAUUAUAUGAGAGUUUGGACUCUAUACUAAAACUUCCUACCAUUACAAAAAGUGUCGAGAUAGCGAUUUUGCUUAACGAGCACACAAAACAUUGUUUGGUUCUCAAAAGCAUAAACUUCAAUAUAAUCUCAAGGCUAUAAAAUGGGGUAUGAAGCUGGAGCUAACGUCUGAUUUGGUCGCCCGUGGUGAGUGGCGCGUGAGGGGAUCCCUGGCCACGGCCACUCACUGCUAUAUUUGUUACCUGGAAAGUAGGGUGUAUGGCACUCCGAAGGACCCGUCGCAAGUGGGUUAAAAACCUUGGGAGGAGUGAGGCCUUGUAUAUAUCCAGAUUGAAUGUAUUAUAGGUCCUUUGCAAUUCCAUUAACCCCCUUGUUCGCGAGUGGUAUCUACUAUGAUACCAUGAUGGCGUAGCUCUAAUGCUGUGGGUGGCAUCCCAACAGAUGUGACCCAUUUGGUGGACCACAUGGCUGCCUAAAAAGGGUUAAUGAUCUCCUAUAUGAUAAGCAUAAAAUCACCAAUGUUUUUCCGUCUGAUAGAUUUGCAUCAUUGUUGCAACGGCUGUGGUCACACUGGCACCUGAUAUUUGCAACCAUUCCGAGAAUUUGCAUACUUUGGUUUGGUUGUUGCAAGCAAAAUUCUGCAAUUUCUCAAUCCACUUCUUGUGAUUUGAUGUCUCCCAAAAUGCUGGAAACAAAAAAAUUUAAAUGAUAAUGGCUAGGUGUUAUGUUGAUAAUAUAUAAAUAAAUUUAUUGAAAACAAUUGUAGAGUCAGUUGCAUGUAGGCUAAUUUUAUGCCUGACCAUAGUCCCAUGGAAAAGUUGU